This is a messenger RNA of Diceros bicornis minor, 1020 nucleotides long. Its product is annotated as olfactory receptor 5AP2. Gene Ontology annotation, molecular function: odorant binding; olfactory receptor activity; G protein-coupled receptor activity. Bases 67 to 1020 code for a protein of 317 amino acids. The record is from RefSeq and is a predicted model, not a curated record. Gene Ontology annotation, biological process: sensory perception of smell; G protein-coupled receptor signaling pathway. Gene Ontology annotation, cellular component: membrane. Lineage: Eukaryota; Metazoa; Chordata; Mammalia; Perissodactyla; Rhinocerotidae. The transcript is spliced from 2 exons.
GAGGAAUAGUCGGUAGCCUGAAUUCACUUCACUUUCUUGCUCUAGAAGUUGUGUCUAGAAGCUCAAAUGAUCGGAUAUAUGAAAGAGGUCCAAGACAGAAAUCAAACAGAAGUGACAGAAUUUAUCCUCUUAGGACUCUCGGACAAUUCAGAUCUCCAAGUGGUCCUCUUUGGAUUGUUUCUGUUAAUCUACAUGGCAACCAUGGUGGGUAAUUUGGGGAUGAUUGCGUUAAUUAGGAUUGAUGCCUGUCUCCACACUCCCAUGUACUUCUUUCUCAGCAGCCUCUCUUUUGUUGAUGCCUCUUACUCUUCUUCCGUCACUCCUAAGAUGCUGGUGAACCUUGUGGCUGAGAAUAAGGCCAUUUCUUUUAAUGGAUGUGCUGCCCAGUUCUACUUCUUUGGCUCUUUCCUGGGAACUGAAUGCUUCCUGUUGGCCACGAUGGCGUAUGACCGCUAUGCAGCCAUUUGGAACCCUCUGCUAUACCCAGUUCUCAUGUCUGGGAGAAUUUGCUCCUUGCUAGUAGCUACCUCAUUCCUAGCAGGCUUUGGAAAUGCAGCCAUACACACAGGAAUGACUUUCAGAUUAUCAUUUUGUGGCUCUAAUAGGAUCAACCAUUUUUACUGUGACACCCCACCUCUGCUCAAACUCUCUUGCUCUGACACCCACAUCAAUGGCAUCGUGAUCAUGGCUUUCUCCAGUUUUAACGUCAUCAGCUGUGUUGUGAUUGUCCUCAUUUCCUAUCUGUGUAUCCUCAUUGCCAUCUUGAGGCUGCCUUCAUUAGAGGGCAGAUACAAAGCCUUCUCCACGUGUGCCUCCCACCUCAUGGCUGUCACUAUAUUCUUUGGAACAAUUCUAUUCAUGUAUUUGCGCCCUAUGUCUAGCUACUCAAUGGAGCAGGACAAGAUUGUCUCUGUCUUUUAUACAGUAGUGAUCCCUUUGCUAAAUCCUCUCAUCUACAGUUUGAAAAAUAAGGAUGUGAAAGGGGCCCUAAAGAAGACCUUACAGAAACACGUACUGUAA